CCUUCUAAAAUCAUUAUGGUCAUAUUGUGCAGUGACGUAUAGUCGUAUGUUUAACUUUGGAGAAUAUAUAUAUUCCUGAAUGGUUUAUUUAGCAAAAUUAUUCAUUUACUUUGAUUGUUACACGUAACGUAUUGGAAAAUCUUGGAUACAAAGAAUAGUCGAGACAGAAAUUAAAUUUUUUGCGAUAUAUAACGCCUUUAGCGUCGUCACUUAUAUUUAAAUAUUAGCACUGGAAACACUGCUGAUAAACUUACCGAUUUCCUGUGGAAGUGCGAUUCGUUUGCUUUUGAUUUCUAUAUAUAUUUUCCGAGUCAAUUUUCAAUUGACUUAAAGAAUACCAGAGAGUACGAAUCUUUUGUCUAAUUUGCGAACUGGCAUUGCGCACCCCAAGGAGGGGAAACAAAAUCUUAUAUGACUUUUGAAAGAUACGGUGACACACCAGCAAAAAAAACCGCACCACUCAUUCAACAAAAACGGAGUAAAGGGUUCGAGCUGUGCAUGAAUUCAAAAGGGCGAACCAUAAGUCACCGGACUUCGAGUAACAGACAUCGGAAGUUACAGCCAUUCAGGUACACAUGAGCCUGCUGUUUUGCCAUUAUUUAAAGACUUGAACUGUUCCGGCAAGAUAAAAAUUCAUGCUUAUUCUCGGUAAAAUUGUUGAGUGAACACACAGCAGCGGCAAUA
Drosophila ficusphila is the source of this 684-nucleotide messenger RNA. RefSeq lists its product as uncharacterized. The record is from RefSeq and is a predicted model, not a curated record. NCBI's taxonomy places the organism in Eukaryota, Metazoa, Arthropoda, Insecta, Diptera, Drosophilidae. The transcript has 5 exons. Bases 412 to 579 code for a protein of 55 amino acids.